This is a messenger RNA of Ricinus communis (castor bean), 3443 nucleotides long. Its product is annotated as homeobox-leucine zipper protein HDG5. The transcript has 12 exons. The coding region runs from base 431 to 2863 and encodes 810 amino acids. Gene Ontology annotation, biological process: regulation of DNA-templated transcription. NCBI's taxonomy places the organism in Eukaryota, Viridiplantae, Streptophyta, Magnoliopsida, Malpighiales, Euphorbiaceae. The record is from RefSeq and is a predicted model, not a curated record. Gene Ontology annotation, molecular function: DNA binding; DNA-binding transcription factor activity, RNA polymerase II-specific; lipid binding.
ACUAAUUUAUUUGUAUUUGGUUGAGUAUUUAAUUCCCAAUCUUGAUUUGGUUGUGGUUUUUCAAAACUUCUUUCCUAAAUUGCGCUUUCUUUUACUUCUUUUUCACUUGAUGAAGUCAUAUCAUAUAGUGGGUUCUUUUUCAGAUAUGAGAAAAUCACAUCUUUAAUACUCUUUGGCAAUUUCUUCAACUCUUUCUCUGUAAGAGGACGACACUUUGUUCCUUGACAUGGUUCUAUGGCUUUCUUCUGUUUGUCAAUUUUUAUCUGAAGAUUUCUCACAAAAAAAUUUCUACUCUUUUUAUAAUGGCGCACGGUUUGCUAGGUCGAAGUGAAAGGAUAAGCAUACCUAGCUGAAGAGAAGAAGAAGAAGAGAAUUAGGAUUAUUUAUUUUGCAAUUUUAGGUUAUAGAUUUUGUCAAAUAAGGAGAGAAGAUGUAUGGAGAUUGCCAAGUUAUGUCGAAUAUCGGAGGCAAUGUGGUCUCUACAGACACCUUGUUUUCUUCCGCGAUGGGAAACCCUAACUUCAACUUCAUGCCAAACAUGUCAUUCCAUUCUUUCCCUCCCAUCAUCCCUAAAGAAGAAAAUGGGUUAAUGAUGCGUGGGAAAGAUGAGAUGGAUAGUGGGUCUGGAAGUGAGCAACUUGAAGAGAAGUCAGGUAAUGAGCAAGAAAGCAGCGAGCAACCUCCAAAGAAGAAGCGUUACCAUAGGCACACUGCUCGUCAGAUCCAAGAAAUGGAAUCCUUGUUCAAGGAAUGUCCACACCCAGAUGACAAACAAAGGAUGAAACUUAGCCAAGAUCUUGGUUUAAAACCUCGCCAAGUUAAGUUCUGGUUCCAAAACCGCCGUACUCAAAUGAAGGCACAGCAAGAUCGAGCAGAUAAUAUUAUACUUAGGGCAGAGAAUGAGACCUUGAAGAGUGAUAAUUAUCGUUUACAAGCAGAAUUACGCAAUCUUAUCUGCCCCAGUUGCGGAGGGCCAGCCAUGCUUGGUGGGAUUUCCUUUGAGGAACUUCGACUUGAAAAUGCUCGACUUAGAGAUGAGUUAGAACGUGUUUGCUGUGUUGCAUCACGCUAUGGUGGUCGGCCAAUUCAAGCAAUUGGGCCUGCUCCUCCUUUUAUUCCCCCUUCAUUGGAGUUGGAUAUGAGCAUAUAUUCGAAGCUGUUUCCUGACUCACUGGGUACUUGCAAUGAGAUGAUGCCUAUGUCUAUGCCCAUGUUGCCAGACACUUCUUGCUUGACUGAGGCUGGUCUUGUCUUGAUGGAAGAGGAAAAAGCUCUUGCAAUGGAGUUUGCAUUGUCAUCCAUGGAUGAACUGGUGAAGAUGUGCCACACAACUGAGCCUCUUUGGAUUAGAAACAAUGAGAUUGGUAAGGAAGUGCUUAAUUUUGAAGAGCAUGAAAGGAGGUUUCGAUGGCCUUUGAAUCUCAAGCAGCAGAAUUCUAAUGAGUUAAGGUCUGAAGCUACACGAGACAGCGCUGUGGUUAUAAUGAAUAGCAUCACUUUGGUUGAUGCCUUCCUCGACGCUAAUAAAUGGAUGGAGCUGUUUCCGUCAAUUGUUGCUAUGGCAAGAACUGUUCAAAUUUUAACAUCGGGCGUCUCUGGUCCGAGUGGUUCUCUUCACCUGAUGCACGCAGAAUUGCAAGUUCUUUCUCCAUUGGUGCCUACUCGCGAGGCUUAUUUUCUUCGCUACUGCCAACAAAAUGUAGAGGAAGGAACUUGGGCAAUAGUUGAUUUUCCCAUUGAUAGCUUCCAUGAGGACAUUCAAGCUUCCUUUCCUUUGUACAGGAGAAGACCCUCUGGUUGUGUUAUUCAAGAUAUGCCCAAUGGGUACUCAAGGGUUACUUGGGUAGAACACGCAGAGACUGAGGAGAAGCCUGUGCAUCAAAUAUUUAGUCAUUUUGUGUAUAGUGGUAUGGCAUUUGGAGCUCAUCGCUGGUUAGGGGUAUUACAGCGACAGUGCGAGAGGGUUGCUAGCCUUAUGGCCAGAAAUAUCUCUGACCUAGGAGUGAUACCAUCUCCUGAAGCAAGGAAGAAUUUGAUGAGACUGGCGCAAAGAAUGAUCAGAACAUUUUGUAUGAAUAUCAGUACUUGUAGUGGGCAGUCAUGGACAGCUUUAUCUGACUCUUCUGACGACACUGUUAGAAUCACGACAAGGAAGAUCACUGAGCCUGGCCAGCCUAAUGGUGUAAUUCUGAGUGCAGUAUCCACUACUUGGCUGCCUUAUCCUCAUUACCAAGUCUUUGAUAUCUUGAGGGAUGAACGCCGCAGAUCUCAGCUGGAUGUUCUUUCAAAUGGGAAUGCCUUACACGAGGUUGCCCACAUUGCCAAUGGCUCUCAUCCAGGAAACUGCAUCUCUCUACUUCGCAUUAAUGUUGCAAGCAACUCUUCACAGCACGUAGAGCUGAUGCUACAGGAGAGUUGCACGGACCAAUCUGGUAGCCUUAUUGUGUACACCACAGUGAAUGUUGAUUCCAUUCAGCUGGCAAUGAGCGGCGAGGACCCAUCUUGCAUUCCUCUUCUUCCUCUGGGAUUCGUCAUAGUUCCUGUUGAAUCCAUUACUAGCACCAGCAAAGACACAGGCGGCAAUGAGGGGAACUCUAUUAAAUCUUCAGAAGAAAAUGGCAAUACUGGACACGGCUGUACUUCAGGCUGCCUACUUACGAUCGGGCUGCAAGUCCUUGCAAGCACAAUCCCAUCUGCCAAGCUCAAUCUCUCUACUGUCAACGCCAUUAACAACCAUUUACGCUCUACAGUCCACCAAAUUACUGCAGCUCUUGCCACAACUGCAACCACCACCACCUUCCCUGAAAAUGCUAAUGCUGUAAUAGGCUCAUGCUCUGAGCCUACUGCUGCAUCUGAGGAAUAGUGGUUUUUCCAACUGCAAAUUACCCAAAGUCUCACGUUCUCUUUCUCUUCCUAGGCUACUAUCAAACCUUAGCCUGGCCAAAAGGGCAUCUUCGUAAUUAAGACAUUAGAAAAGGAGAGAAAAAAUCUAGGGUUUGCAGUCGAGGCAAGAAGAAGAAUGGAGAGUUUGGAUAAUUGGUGGGGUAGAGAGAGCAAAUUAAUAAAAUAAGUAGUGGUAGCUGUAGCAGUAAAUUUGGUAAAUAAGAGGUUGGGUGGACAGUUGUUAGGUAUAUGGGAGUGAGAGAGAAGUGUAGUCCAUUAAUUAAAUGGCGAUGCAUGGAAAGAACGAUAAGUGUAAGGGUGUAAGCCAAAAAAACAAUAUAGUUUGAUAUUAAAAAGAAAUGUGAAGGCAAUAGAGGGAGUCAAGAGCGCACCAAGAUAUGUGACCCUUGCUUUGUGGAAAGGCCUCCUUCACCAUGUUAUGAUGAUGGCCUUCUAGCUGGGGCCUCACCAAUCAGCAAGGGUGGUGGUUCGGGUAUUGACUUCUGCUUGUCAGCCUUUUUUGUUCUGUUAAUUUAAUGCUUGUUUUUUGUUCGUCUUUA